This is a messenger RNA of Tetrahymena thermophila SB210, 1083 nucleotides long. RefSeq lists its product as hypothetical. The transcript is spliced from 6 exons. The record is from RefSeq and is a predicted model, not a curated record. NCBI's taxonomy places the organism in Eukaryota, Ciliophora, Oligohymenophorea, Hymenostomatida, Tetrahymenidae.
AAAUUGAAAUAAAAAACAAUAAAAUUUUUAUUUAGUUGGUUAUUUUUAAAGAUUGAAAACAAACAUAUUAAAUUCAUUAAUUCGUUUAUGAGUAGUUAUAUAAAUCGCGGCCCUAAGGAUAAUUUUAAUAAACAAGAUUAUAGAAAAGAAAUAGAAGAUGAGCUGAAAUAUAAGAGUAGUCUUUCAUAGUAUUAGAAAGAUAUUUAUGAAAAAGAACAGUACAUCAAAGAACUUGAAGGUCACUGCAAAGAUUUAAAAACAUUACUUAGUGAAUAUAAAAAGAUGGGAGAUGAUAAAGAAUACUAAAAAAAGCAGAGAGAAAUUGAAAUUGAAAAUUUGAAUAUGAGAGUUUUGUAACUAGAAAACAAGCUUAAAUUGUAUGAAGAUAACGAGCUGGCCAAACAAAGAAUUAUUGAUUCAGAAGUUGAAAAAGAAAAAUUAAAGAACUAGGAGAUCGUUGAUAGGUUUAAUUAAAAAUUUACUUUCUUUGAAGAAUAAAUAUAGAUCUUGGAGGGCUAACUCCUUGAAAAGAACAGAUACAUUUUGGAACUUGAGACUCAGAAUAAAGACUUAAAUUUCUUUAAUUAACUUGUAGAAGAAAAACAAACACUGAUUGAAUCACUCAGAAGAGAAAACCAAGUCUUAAUUAGAAGGAUUCGUGAACAGUUCAGAGAUGAAGCUUUUGGAAAAGAAAAGUUUGAUUUUGAAGAAGAGAGGAAAUUUAUUUAAGAAAUCAUCAAAAAGAAAGAGUAACAAGGACUCUUUGUAGAUGGCUUUGUUUCCAAUCACAGAAAAGACAGUCAAAUCUCUGAAAGUGUAAGGUAAUAGCAAAAUGUUGAGUAAAAUAAAAGAUACAGAAAUGAACAAAUAUAGCAACUCUCUAAUUACAAUAACGUAACAGAAGAACAGAAACUUGCUAGUGAAAAUCGUGCUGAUUCAAUAAUUGACAGAUAUGAAGCAAAUUAGACAUAAAAAAAACUUUCAUAGCAAUAUCCUUAACCUUCAGAAGCCGAAAAAGAGGAGAUUAGAAAACACUAGGAAAGACUAGAGAAGUUAAAAUUAAAAUAUAGAUAAAGUUAAUGA